Molecule: messenger RNA, 2314 nt
Organism: Peromyscus californicus insignis
Lineage: Eukaryota; Metazoa; Chordata; Mammalia; Rodentia; Cricetidae
Gene: Cpsf3
Product: cleavage and polyadenylation specific factor 3
Exons: 18
Coding region: 180-2234 (684 amino acids)
Biological process (GO): mRNA 3'-end processing by stem-loop binding and cleavage
Cellular component (GO): mRNA cleavage and polyadenylation specificity factor complex
Molecular function (GO): RNA endonuclease activity; 5'-3' exonuclease activity; RNA binding
Source: RefSeq, a predicted model, not a curated record
UCCUCAGACCGGAAGUUGGAGGGAGGAGCUUCCUUCUGGGCGCAUUAGGGCGCCGGAAGUUGUGUGCUGGUGGUCGUCGGGGGGGUUGUUUUCUCUUCCUUAGUUCGCCGUGGCUGUGCUUUCCGGUGAGAGACUGCGGCGGCGGGUUCCUGGUCCACGCCGCUCCUGAGGCUGCCAGGAUGUCCGCGAUUCCUGCAGAGGAGAGCGACCAGCUGCUGAUCCGACCCCUUGGUGCAGGCCAAGAAGUGGGAAGAUCAUGCAUUAUUCUGGAGUUCAAAGGAAGAAAAAUCAUGCUGGACUGUGGGAUCCAUCCUGGCCUGGAAGGAAUGGAUGCUCUCCCUUACAUUGACCUCAUCGACCCGGCUGAGAUCGACCUCCUGUUGAUCAGUCAUUUCCAUUUGGAUCACUGUGGGGCUCUGCCCUGGUUCCUCCAGAAAACCAGCUUCAAAGGACGGACGUUUAUGACUCACGCCACAAAGGCUAUUUACAGAUGGCUUCUCUCGGACUAUGUCAAAGUCAGCAACAUAUCGGCAGAUGACAUGCUGUACACUGAGACAGACUUGGAAGAAAGCAUGGACAAAAUCGAAACCAUCAACUUCCAUGAAGUUAAGGAGGUGGCGGGAAUCAAGUUCUGGUGUUACCAUGCCGGCCACGUCCUGGGAGCGGCCAUGUUUAUGAUUGAGAUUGCGGGAGUGAAGCUGUUGUAUACAGGUGAUUUCUCAAGACAAGAAGAUAGACAUCUAAUGGCUGCUGAAAUUCCUAAUAUUAAGCCAGACAUCCUUAUCAUUGAAUCUACCUAUGGGACCCAUAUCCAUGAGAAACGUGAGGAGCGAGAAGCAAGGUUCUGCAACACCGUGCACGACAUUGUCAACAGAGGGGGCCGGGGGCUCAUCCCUGUCUUCGCUCUCGGACGAGCUCAGGAGCUGCUGCUGAUUCUAGAUGAGUACUGGCAGAACCACCCAGAACUGCACGACAUUCCCAUUUACUACGCCUCGUCUCUGGCCAAGAAGUGCAUGGCAGUGUACCAGACCUACGUGAACGCCAUGAACGACAAGAUCCGGAAGCAGAUCAACAUCAACAACCCCUUUGUUUUCAAGCACAUCAGCAACCUCAAGAGCAUGGAUCACUUUGACGACAUCGGUCCCAGUGUCGUAAUGGCCUCGCCAGGCAUGAUUCAAAACGGCUUGUCCAGAGAGCUGUUUGAAAGCUGGUGCACGGAUAAGAGGAAUGGCGUCAUCAUCGCGGGGUACUGCGUAGAAGGGACACUUGCCAAGCACAUCAUGUCCGAACCCGAAGAAAUCACCACCAUGUCUGGACAGAAGUUGCCACUGAAAAUGUCGGUUGAUUACAUUUCUUUCUCUGCUCACACAGAUUACCAGCAAACCAGUGAAUUUAUCCGUGCUCUGAAGCCGCCUCAUGUGAUUUUAGUCCAUGGGGAACAGAACGAAAUGGCCAGGCUGAAAGCAGCGCUGAUCCGAGAAUAUGAAGAUAAUGAUGAGGUUCACAUCGAGGUUCACAAUCCUCGGAACACAGAGGCUGUGACCCUGAACUUCAGGGGAGAGAAGCUCGCCAAGGUCAUGGGCUUUUUGGCAGACAAGAAACCAGAACAGGGCCAGCGGGUCUCUGGAAUUCUUGUUAAAAGAAACUUUAAUUACCACAUACUGUCGCCCUGUGACCUCUCCAACUACACCGACCUGGCCAUGAGCACUGUAAAGCAGACCCAAGCCAUCCCAUACACCGGGCCCUUCAGUCUGCUGUAUCACCAGCUGCAGAGGUUGACAGGUGAUGUAGAAGAGUUAGAAAUUCAAGAAAAACCUGCUCUGAAGGUGUUCAAAAAUAUCACUGUCGUACAGGAGCCCGGCAUGGUGGUUCUAGAGUGGCUGGCGAACCCCUCUAACGACAUGUAUGCGGACACAGUGACCACCGUGAUCCUGGAAGUCCAGUCGAAUCCCAAAAUCAGGAAAGGUGCCGUCCAGAAGUUCUCUAAGAAGUUAGAGAUGCACGUUUACAGCAAGAGGCUGGAGGUCAUGCUCCAGGACAUAUUUGGAGAAGACUGUGUCAGCGUGAAAGAUGACUCCGUCCUCAGUGUCACAGUGGACGGGAAAACGGCGAAUAUUAGUUUGGAGACGCGGACGGUGGAGUGUGAGGAAGGUAGUGAGGAGGAUGAGUCCCUCCGAGAAAUGGUGGAGCUUGCCGCGCAGAGGCUCUACGAGGCCCUGACGCCCGUGCACUGACACCCUCGUUCCCAGCACAGGAACUUUUUCACCCUCGCGGCUUUACGGCCGCCACUUCAAAUAAAAUACCUUAGUUUCUC